This is a messenger RNA of Hyaloscypha bicolor E, 5049 nucleotides long. RefSeq names its product P-loop containing nucleoside triphosphate hydrolase protein. The coding region runs from base 1 to 4938 and encodes 1645 amino acids. Lineage: Eukaryota; Fungi; Ascomycota; Leotiomycetes; Helotiales; Hyaloscyphaceae. Gene Ontology annotation, molecular function: ATP hydrolysis activity; ABC-type transporter activity; ATP binding. The record is from RefSeq and is a predicted model, not a curated record. Gene Ontology annotation, cellular component: intracellular membrane-bounded organelle; membrane. Gene Ontology annotation, biological process: lipid transport; transmembrane transport. The transcript has 6 exons.
AUGUCUUCUGUUCGUCCAUCGCCUCAAUGGCGGAGAAUAUACCGCCAAACCAUCACCCUCACCUACAAGAAUCUUCUCAAUGCGUUCAAAGCGCCAAUUGCAACGGCCUGCAGAGCUCUGAUAUUUCCGAUCGCUGUGACGCUCAUUUUCUGCUUCUUGAGGCACAUUGGCGUGACACAAGGUUAUAAGCCAGAUGUUGCGUCCUGGGGGAUUGCCACUUCCUCGAUUCCCAUCAAAGAUCUAGGAACUGCGAUCAACGCUCUACCACACGACAUCGGGAAGCGAUUGCUCUUUGUCCGCAAUGGCAUCUCGAAUACCACCCUUGGCACCAUCAUCGAAGGGAUUCUGAACGAGCCAACAAUGAAAGGGGUGGAAGGACUUUCAGUAGACGACCCGAACGACCUCUUCACCCUUUGCAGACAGACCCUCGCGGGAUCAAGUAAUUGCUACGCGGCCGUCCUAUUUUCUUCCUUCAACGAAACGAAUAUCGAAUACACCAUCGCAAUGGACGAGAGUGCCCUCGCAUAUACAGGGUACGACGAGGGCAUGGGCGACCAGUCAUCCAACUCGCAAACCAACAGACUCAUAUUUCCGCUACAAUAUGCGAUUGACUCUCAUAUUGGGAACUUCUCGACAAUGACACCUCCUUCCACUCAAGGAUUCAGCGGAGUCUUUGGUCCGCAUUCCAGAGUAGAUGAAUGGUAUCCCUCGGCGGACGUGGCGACACAUGGUCCUUACUGGCUGAACUUGGUCGCUAUGUUUGUUGCACCGCUCUUCUUUCUUGUUCUCAUUGGCGUGGUCUAUCACCUCAAUACUUUUGUUGCGACCGAGCGUCAGACUAUCAUCUCCGAACUAAUGGCCGCCCAGAACGUCACUGCAACUCCACAGAUCCUAUCGACCCUCAUCACAUUCUACUUACUCUACUUUCCCGGAUUAUUGAUCUGUUCAGUAUUUUUCACCCAAAUCCUAUUCACUCACACGUCCGACAUUCUCUUCCUAUUCGUCAUGCUCCUAGCUGGCGCCUCCGUUAUAACAUCAUCACACUUUGUUGCAUCAUUCUUCGGCAAGGCUCAACUGGCUGGCUUAUACUCUUCAACUCUCACGAUUGCUCUUGCAUUCGUGACUUUAGAUGCAGCGUUGAAAAACACCAACCCGCCAGAAGCCGAAAUCGUGGCUCUCUCUCUCUUAUUUCCACCAGCUUGCUUCGCCAAUUUCAUUGCCGAUGUUGCCUACAGGGAAUACAUGCUACACCCAUUCUCUCUAAAGUACCAGCCACCUUUGUUGAACGGGGGCAUCGAAGAAUAUAUCCAAAAGAUUGACGGCUAUAAAUACGUAAUCUUCUUCAUCGUCCAGAUCGUCGCCUAUACAGCAGCAACCUAUUUUGUUGAACGUGGGCUUUGGGGAGUGCCGAGAAAGUUUGAGAACAUACCUGCAGAUAGCGAUGUGGCGCUCCGCUGCACGGGGUUGACCAAGACCUAUUACGGCAAACGGCGUUGGUACUGGCCAUUCGUGAGGAAGGGGGAGCAUGUCAUCGCCAUCGACAACCUGAAUCUAGAGGUCAGGAAAGGAUCAGUUACUUUCCUGCUCGGACCUAAUGGUGGUGGCAAGACCACGACCCUGAAAUGUGUGGCCGGCAUGAUAAGUGUGGAUCCGGGAUCAACUCUUGCGCUCAACGAAGCUGGGACUAUCUUUGGCAUCUGCCCUCAAACCAACGUAUUUUGGGACAACUUGACGGUUCAAGAGCACAUCAAGAUUUGGAGAAAACUUAAGACUGCCUCGUUUGAAGACGUGCAGGUCGAUGACGACGAUAUUCUGGCGGAAUGCGAUCUUUUAGACAAGGUUCAAGCUCCAGCCAAGACAUUGAGCGGUGGGCAAAUGCGGAAACUGCAGCUGGCAAUAUCAUUUGUUGGCGGAUCGAAGGUCUGCUGCAUUGGCGAGGCUUCAAGUGGACUGGAUCCUCUUUCUCGACGGAACAUCUGGAAUAUUAUCCAGAAGGGUCACAGCCGACGAACAAUUCUAGCCACCACCCACUUCUUGGAUGAGGCCGACAUCUUGGCUGACCACAUUGCCAUCGUAUACAAAGGCCGUCUAGUCUGCGAGGGACCCAGCACUUCCUUGAAAGCUCGCUAUGGAGACGACUUUAUAAUUCGCAGCGAAAACGAAGAGAAUGACGAAUCCUUGGUUUGGCGAACCUCAAAUUCGACGGAGGCCACCAAGAAACUUCUAGAACUAGAGGCUUUGACCGAGGACACAACUUACGAUGUCCGAUUCCCUACACUGGAGCAAGUGUUCCUGAAGGUCACUUCGGCAUCCAAUACUGCAGUCACGACAACGGCGGGGAUGAUUUUUGCCCUGGAAAACGAAACACCACCAGAUAUCGACUUGGAUGUUGGUCAUUCUAUUGGUCUAGCGAGACAAGUCGCAGCUCUCUUCCGGAAACGGUACACUCUCCUACUCCAAAAGGCGGGCUGGAUCUCGUACGCGAUCAAUCUGGCGAUUCCAAUCAUUAUUGCUGCGGCUUUAGUCAAGUUCAUGUACCGAUUCAAACCCCUCCAAACUUGCGAGGACAACAACUUGUUGCUCAGGAACGCAUCAUACGGAGAUUACGCUCCAUUGGACUAUUCAUAUCCAAUUUUUGCCCCUCUCGAUUACUGGCAACCUCCGGAGUCAUUUCCAGAAUACGAUCACAACCCUUCGGCAAUCAUCGGCCCCGAAUCUGUUUUUACCGGAGCCAUCCAAGACGACUUAUACCUUUUCAAUAUUCCGUCUAUCUUCCACCAAUUCGGCCCCGACUCGGUCAACGCAAGCUGGCAAGACAGUAUGGCUUUGAGCACGCGAGUCUUGGUGAACAGCACCGAUGAUAUGCUUUGGCAAAUAAAUAACAGUUCAGGAUCUGGAUACUUCGGUUUCGGCGUCUUUGCACCCACCCCCCAAACGGCAACCUUGUUCUACAAUGCCUACAAUUUUAUUGAAAAUGACGGCAUGGGAGUACUGGGACUGAGUUUGAUCACCAACCGGAUUGCCAAUGCAACCAUAACAACAGGACAGGCGAGGAAAGUAUCCGCUGAACUUCGCACAAUGCGGACUGCCCCUAGCAAUGUCUCACUAUUCAACCUGCCGAUCGCCGCCUUGCUUUGUCUUGCUUUCAUCGUCGCAUCUAGCAUUGCAGUCAUCUACCCUGCUUUCGAGAGGAUCAACAGAGUUCGCGCACUCCAUUACUGCAAUGGUGUCUCGCCUUUUGCUUUAUGGUUUGGAUACCUUCUGUUUGAUAUGCAGUUCAUCAUUAUUCAGGCACUUUUUGUCUGGGGUUUACUCUUUGUCGGAAAACCUUCACAUUUGUGGUAUGAAGGCAAUUACGUCCUCGGAGCUUUCAUCCUGUUUGGAAUCGCGACGUAUCUUGGGACCUAUUUCCUCUCUCUCUUCGUGAAGAAAGCAGCUUUCGCCAUUGCUGCUGGUAUCCACACACUCUUAUUUGUGCUUUAUGUGGUUGCAUAUGUCAUGAACCAAUCCUUCGGCCACAAAGUCAACCUCCACCAAACCUAUUCAGCCAUCCAAUACGGACUCGGCCUCUCAUCCCCCGCUGCAAACCUCGCCCGCGCCCUUUUCGUCGCAUCCAACAGCUUCGAAAUCCUCUGCGGCGUCUACGGCACUGCGGAUGUCUCCAAUCCCUUCGCCUACGUCCGCUACGGCAGUGUCUACGCCAACAUGCUCCUGCAAAUCCUCUUCCUCAUCACACUGCUCUUCAUCCAUGAGUACGGCAGCGCAGAUUGGAUCCGCCGCAACAUCACGCACCGCGGGAUCCCCGCUCGUCUGCACUACAUCAUCGAAUCCGAUGCCGCAGCAGGAGCAGAAGCCGCCGCUCCCAUUGAAUCAGAGAAAAGUGCCAUCGCAUCCUCCACAACGAACCCGCAGAUCCUAACCGUCUCGCGCAUCUCCAAAUUCUUCGGCAAGCUCUUCGCAGUCGAGAAUAUAUCAUUCGAUGUCUCAGCCAACCAGACACUCGCCCUGCUAGGCGGCAACGGCGCCGGCAAGACGACCGUCAUAAACAUGAUCCGCGGCGAGCUUACGCCCAACUUUGGAUCCAUCCACCUCGAUGGCGUGUCGGUGUUGAAGAAUCCGCAAAAGGCGAGGAUGCAUAUGGGUGUUUGCCCACAAGACGACGCAAUCGACAACCUGACCGUCCGACAAACGCUCUCUUUCUACGCUACCGUCAAAGGGCUCAAGAAUGUCUCUGGGAACGUCGACAAAGUCCUCGCGGCGCUGAAUAUCACCAUCUAUGAGCACGUCUCGGUUAAAGACCUUUCCGGUGGGACGAGACGGAAAUUGAGCGUUGCGAUUGCGCUCCUCGAGAACCCGAGGAUUUUGCUGCUUGAUGAGCCGUCCACGGGUCAGGAUGCAGGAGCUAAAAGAAUCUUGUGGAAAGCAUUACAGGAUAUUUCACGCAACCGUGCCAUUCUUCUCACUACCCAUUCGAUGGAAGAAGCUGAAGCAUUAGCCACUAAUGUUGCGAUUAUGGGGAUACGUAUGCUGGCAAAAGGCACACUGGGCAAUUUGCAGGAUAGUUAUGAGGGCAAGUAUAGUGUGAGGGCGGUGAGAAGCCAGGGGGUGGAGAGAGAGGAGGUUGACCAAGCGGUACGGCAAGCUUUUGGCGGUAGUGUUAGCGGGUAUUUUGAUGUUAAUGGGCAGGUGGGCUUUGGGCUGCCCCAUGAAAGGGAGAAGUUGGGGGGCAUUAUGAGGGUUAUGGAGGGGUUGAAGGGGGUGGUGGUUGAGGAGGAAGGGAAGAGACAAGGAAACGGCGAAGCAGGGAACGCGGGUGGCAGUGCGGCGGUGAAGAGCGGGCCGCGGAAGGUCAUUGAGGAUUAUACUAUUACGGGGCCGACGUUGGAGGAGGUGUUUAUGAAUGUUGCGAGGGAGGCGGGGACUGCUGGCGGGGUCUAGAUGGAGUUGAUGGAAUGGGAGGAAGUGACCUGAGUUGGACUAGGUACCCUUUAUCAGUCUUAAUGUGAGACAUGGAUUUUAUUUCAUGAACACAGAUUUUUGUUCGCAAGC